This is a messenger RNA of Penicillium macrosclerotiorum, 591 nucleotides long. RefSeq names its product copper transporter family protein. The record is from RefSeq and is a predicted model, not a curated record. Gene Ontology annotation, cellular component: plasma membrane. Lineage: Eukaryota; Fungi; Ascomycota; Eurotiomycetes; Eurotiales; Aspergillaceae. The transcript is spliced from 2 exons. The coding region runs from base 1 to 591 and encodes 196 amino acids. Gene Ontology annotation, biological process: intracellular copper ion homeostasis; copper ion transmembrane transport. Gene Ontology annotation, molecular function: copper ion transmembrane transporter activity.
AUGAUGGACAUGUCGGAUAUGACGACGUCCACGGCCUCGGCGACCAUGUCCAUGGCCUCAUCAACGUCUACCAGCUCGUCAAUGGAUAUGAGCUCGUCCUCGAUGUCAAUGUCGAUGGCCGACAUGUCAAUGACCUUUUUCACCUCUUUCAAGACGUCUCUCUUCGCAGCGGACUGGACACCGUCAUCCAAAGGUCAAUACGCCGGCACCUGUAUCUUUCUCAUCGUCUUGGCUGUCAUCCUGCGCGUUCUUUUGGCGCUGCGGCCCAUCCUUGAAGGCCGCUUAUGGACCGACAGUGUGCGGCAUGGUAUGCUUGACGACCAUCUACCGGACGAAAGCCAUCAGACCAAGUAUAUGUCCGGAUUCCAACUGAGUAUGCAAGAGUUGGGGAGCCGCUGGUCCAGAUGGCGUGUCAACCCGGCUGCGGGUCGUGCGACCUUUGAACUCGUCGUUGCAGGCAUCGCAUAUUUGCUCAUGCUCGCGGUGAUGACCAUGAAUGUUGGAUAUUUCAUGUCUGUGCUCGGGGGGAUUUGGCUCGGAACGUUCAUCAUGGGCGGCGUUGCGUCGGAGAGCUCGAUGUUGCAUUGUUAA